ACUCCGUACACCAUCUUCAAGGUCCCCCUGCUUCUUACCCCAAGAUCUGUCGCCACUCACCACACUACGAGCAAAGGCAGCUUUACCCUUCAAACCACUAUGGCCCGGGCAGUCCCAUCUCUCCUGACAGCCGUGGGAGGUCUCCUCCUUCUAGCCGCCACUGCUACUGCCAAAACAGACCUCGGAGGCUGCACCUCAACCAAACUCUCCCUGCCAACUCCCGGUGUCAUCUGGUACGACCCCGAGACCGGCGAGAUCUGCGAGAUCCUCGACUGCGGCGGCGGCCGCGCCCCGCCCAAGACAACCGUCCCUGGUUGUCCCUUGUACAAGGGAACCGAGACGGUCACGCCUUCAUUCUGGGCGGGAUUCACGGCUUCUGUCGGGGCUACGGCUUCGGCAUCGGCAACGACGGAAACGGACAAGGGCAAGGAGACGGGCACGGGCACGGGCACGGGUACGGUCAAGGCUACUACCAGCACGAAGGCUGCGGCUGAGAGUGGUACGACAACGAGCGCGAGCGAGGCGGUAGAGACGGCGAAGUCACAGGGCACGGGGAAGGGCACUGAGACUUCGUCGGCUUCCGGGCCGGUUAACACGACCGCCGGCGCGCCGGAGAGCAGUGGCUCUUCGUCGGCUUCACCGGCCAAGGGAGGGGACAACGGCGCGGUUACGCUGACGAUGGAGGUUACGUCCGUUGCUACCGCGGCGGGCGGAGCUACGACAGUGGCGAGUUCGGGAUCCGGAGGGGCUGCUUCACCUGCGCUUCAGACGGGAGCUGCGACAGCGCCCACGGCGGUUGGGAAAGGCGUGCUUGGUCUUGUGGCGGGUGUUGCGGCUGCUGGCUUGGUUCUAGCUUAGGGGAAUUGCGGACAGGGUGGAAAUUGUACCUGUAGAUAGGUUAGCAGCAGUGCAUAACGCCUGAUAGCGGCCUGUUGGUGGAAGCGG
Chaetomium strumarium is the source of this 945-nucleotide messenger RNA. RefSeq lists its product as uncharacterized. The record is from RefSeq and is a predicted model, not a curated record. The coding region runs from base 100 to 858 and encodes 252 amino acids. NCBI's taxonomy places the organism in Eukaryota, Fungi, Ascomycota, Sordariomycetes, Sordariales, Chaetomiaceae. The transcript has a single exon.